Centrocercus urophasianus (Greater sage-grouse) is the source of this 6668-nucleotide messenger RNA. Its product is annotated as sodium/hydrogen exchanger 9B2-like. Bases 458 to 2113 code for a protein of 551 amino acids. The record is from RefSeq and is a predicted model, not a curated record. Lineage: Eukaryota; Metazoa; Chordata; Aves; Galliformes; Phasianidae. Gene Ontology annotation, cellular component: membrane. The transcript is spliced from 12 exons. Gene Ontology annotation, molecular function: antiporter activity. Gene Ontology annotation, biological process: proton transmembrane transport.
CACCCACAGAUGAGACGGAUGUAUUUGAUGCAUCUUUACGAAACGAAUGUUUUCACGGUAGCACCACAGACGUGCCAACACUUUGGUUCUCUUGCCCUCCCCCAUGCAAUUCCUCCCCUUGUUCUCCCGCGCUGCGGGCUCUGCGGGCUCGGGGCUGCUCCGCGGCUCAAACAAAGCUGCCGCCUGGUGCGCGCGGCACGAGAGGAGAAGACGGCACCCGGCAAGCCUUUCGGGUCCCUCCUGCCUGCAGCUGGACGAUUUUGCAGCCUGCCUGGUGCAGCUGUGGAUAGCGGAGGCAUCGUGCUGCACUAGCUAGGGGAGGAGGAGGAGCCAGAGCUGGCAGCGGGCUGCUCCUGCUGCCGGGCGUGGUCGAGCGCAUCGCCAUCUCGGCGUGUUGGAGAGGCUGCGCGGGAACGUGAGAUCGCUCUGAUUCCCGCCGCUCCACAGCUUUGCCACAAUGGUGAAGGAAGAUACGGUGAAUGAAGAUUCUGAACCAUCAGUAUGUGAGAGAAAUGGCAUGAUUCCCAUGCAUGAGAAAAGUGAGGAAGGGUCAACAGCAGAUGCCAAAGGUGCUGAUGGGAAUAUACAAACAGAAGAAACUGCUCUAUUGAAUCACUCAGCUCAGCAGCCUCCAGAACCGAUAUCAGGGUCUUCAGCACCUGCAGGAACAUGGAGGCAAAUAUUUGCUUGUCCUCCUCAGGGUUUACUGUCUCGAAUAGUAACAAAUGUUGCCGCUGUGGUCUUGGUUUGGGCUGUGGUUUGGUCCAUCACUGGGCCCGAAUGUCUCCCAGGUGGAAACCUGUUUGGAAUUUUGUGUCUUUAUUUUUUUGCUGUCAUUGGAGGUAAAAUUUUUGGACUCAUUAAAAUAGGAACACUGCCACCCCUCCCUGCUCUUCUGGGGAUGCUUCUUGCUGGUUUUCUCAUCCGAAAUACCCCGUUUGUUAGUGACAUUGUCCAGAUAAAUCUGCGCUGGUCUGCCGCACUGAGGAAUAUUGCUCUUUCAAUUAUCCUGACCCGAGCAGGACUUGGUCUAGAUCCAAAGGCUCUUAGGAAGCUCAAAGCAGUCUGCUUACGGCUUUCUUUUGGACCAUGCCUUUCGGAAACAUGCACAGCUGCUGUUUUUGCCUAUUUACUCAUGCAUUUGCCGUGGCAGUGGGGAUUUAUAUUAGGUUUUGUUCUAGGUGCAGUCUCUCCUGCUGUUGUAGUUCCCUCAAUGCUGAUCUUACAAGCUGGGGGAUAUGGAGUGGAGAAAGGUGUCCCAACUUUGCUAAUGGCAGCUGGAAGCAUUGAUGACAUUCUGGCUAUUACAGGCUUCAACACUUGCCUUGGGAUGGCUUUCUCUUCUGGUUCCACUCUGUACAAUGUGCUCCAAGGAGUGCUGGAGGUUGCUGUUGGCAUAGCAGCUGGUGGGAUUCUGGGAGUGUUCGUUCGGUAUUUCCCAAGCCAUGAUCAGGCAUCUCUGUCAUGGAUGAGAUCGUAUUUUGUGCUUGGACUGUCCAUGUUUGCUGUUUUUGGCAGUGUCUAUUUUGGCUUCCCUGGAUCAGGAGGGCUCUGCACAUUAGUCUUAGCUUUUAUUGCUGGCAUGGGAUGGUCCGAGGAAAAGAGGGAAGUAGAAAAAAUUGUUGCCAUUGCUUGGAAUAUCUUUCAACCUUUUCUUUUUGGUUUGAUCGGAGCCGAAGUAUCUGUUACAUCUCUCAGGCCUGAAACUGUUGGGCUCUGUGUAGCUACACUAGGUAUUGCCCUAGUUGUGCGAAUCGUUGCGACGUUCCUGAUGGUGUGUUUUGCUGGGUUUAAUUUCAAGGAGAAAGUAUUCGUCUCACUGGCGUGGAUUCCCAAAGCCACUGUGCAGGGACUGUCAGUUCUGGUCAUGGCAAGAAGCAGCAAGCAGUGCUUAUGUGCUGAAAGAGACAGUUCCAGUGAGGCUGUGGUAAUAAAGGAGUACCCGGUGAAAAGAACCAAGCUUGAAAAUAAGAUGAAAGAGGCCGUAAGGACUGGGAGAAAGUUACAUGGCAUUGGGAUGGCUGCUUCCUGGCGUGUGUACUUCAGCCUUUGUGCAUCUCUGUGUCAAGCCAAUGAAAGCCAGCUUGUCAGCUGCUGGGAGUGUGUACUCUAGGACAAGAGAGAACUCCCCUCGGAUGGAGCUUGCUGGCGUGGCAAUGCCGAGGUAGCAACGAGUUGUUUCUUUCUUCCUCAGCUCCUUUUGGGAAACCUGACGGUAGUGACAGACCUCAAAUCAGGAUUUAUGAAUCAACAGGUAUCUCUUGCUCUAAGUUUAUACUCGUGUCUAUGAAAAUGCUAUGAUCUGAUCCUCCACACAUCUGCAUUUGCUUAACUGUGGCAAAAUAAAACAAGUAUUUACUAAAACCUUUCAAGUUAAUACUCAUUUUUCCAAGGGGUAAAUGGUUGUGUUUGUUUUGGAGAUUGGAGGCCUCUUAGGUUUGGCAAGGUCUUUUUACUCUGAUCAAUAGAGAAAUAGAAUUUAAAUGAAGAGGCUGGGGAAAGCAUCACUGAGAGGCAUGUUACAAAGGGAAAGGAGCCCCACCACACCUUCCUGCAGAAAGAAUGACAUGCUGUCAUGAGAAAGCAGUGAGCAUGAACCCACCACUUGUGUGGGUCUUUCUAGAAGCACAAGUUGCAUACUGGAUCUCUUGCCAAAAUAUUUUGCCAUAGGAGCAAAAAGUUCAAACGUUUUUUGGAGGGUUUUUCUUUGUUUAAUAUUGAUGCCUUCUGCACAGUCAGUACAGUAUAGUUCAUAUUUGAUCUUCUCAUAUAACCUGUUACCUUUCUCUUCUCCUUGACUUUCCAAAAGUCAAGAACAAACCGUUGAAGAAAACCCUGCUCUUGUCUUCAGCUUUCGUACCAGUUAGGGUUUUGCAUUGCCGGUUACAGAGAUUGUUUAAUCUGUCUUGCUCUGCUACAUUUUGGGUGAGUAACAAGCUCUAAGUAGGACAUUCACUGCUUUCUGAAUCAUGAAAUGAGUCCAGCAUCCUUCAGAAACUGAGUUUUAUUUAGUUAUGUUUAGAAACACAGAUUUGAGAUCUAAGAGGACAGUGGCUGCCCACAGAGUUCUACAGUACAGUUCAUUUGAGAUUGUUUUACAGAACACUAUUCAGAAUGUAUUUGAUGUGUCCAUAUAUUUUGGUUUCUGUAAGUAAGCAUUAUGCAAUUCUGUUUUAGCUCCUGUAUUUUAUUGUGCAACGUAAUAAGAAAAUACCUUUAAAGGAAAACUGUAUGUACCUGUAUUAUUUGGAGUGCGUGUGUUAUGUCUCUGUAUAUACAUAAUAAUCAGUAUGUGUACCUUUUCAUAUGACUGGUUGUGGUAGAUACGAGCACAGAACACCUGUAUGAGGUCUUUCGCAGGCGAAAGGCUUCAACUGGUUCUAGCCAAAAAGCGAAGUUCUUAAAAAUAUUUAAGGUUUGUGGCCUGCAGCUCCAGCACAAUGAUAAACGCCAGGAAAUUCUUGGGUAAGUUUUCCCCUGACAGCUGUGAAGUACGAUUAUUAUUUCAUUUUGUCCACGCUUCCUUACCAUAUGCACUGCUGUUCUCUCCACUUUUAGGGAACAUACAGUCUUCAGUUAAUGCUUGUUCCCUGACAAGAGAAGAAGGUGCUCUCAAACUCUACAGACUGAUGAACAGUUCCAGUGCUGCAUGAGAUGGUUACUGUGUCAAGCGCUGACUUCUGUGUCCCUCCUGCCUGCUGUGCAUGGCUCACUGAGGUACUCAGUUGCAUAAACGAGGAUAGUUUUAUAAGGAGCUUAUUGCAUUUGGAAAGUGUAGUAUGUGCAGACCUAAUGGGUAAAGUGAAGGAGUAUGCUGUUCAGUUCAUCAGUGGCUGCUUAUAGAAUAAUACACUUCAUGUGAUUAAAAUGUAGAGGAGAAGCUGUGUAUAGUUUGGUUUAUUUACAAAGUUUUAUAGAAAAUAAAAACUCUCCUUCAAGGAGCGAUCACUGCACCACAUUUGGAAUGUGUUCAGUGACACUGUAAGCAUUAUAGCCCUUUAAAUUUGAACACAAUCAUAAGCCUGACAGCCUUGCUCGCCAUCUCAUAAAUUGACUCUAUCGUGUUCCCUUAAUCUUAGUUCCCUCUCAGUUUAGUUAUCAGGAUCACUCCUCCCAUCAUUCUAGACCCCGAAUAGCUGCACUGAUUCAACUGUAGCUUUGUCUCACAAAUCAAAUUCAAUUUUCCUUUCCUCACCACUGAGUGUAUUUGUCACAGGGCCCCUUUCUCUGAGCCUUUAUUAAGUUGUGAAUAAGAAUCGCAUUGAAGCUAUUACAGUCCUGCAGAUCUAAAAUGAGAAGUAUUGAUGCUAUAUAAUGCUCCUUGCUUUCUAGAAAGGAACAAAACACAUCUUGUCAUGAGAAGAAAUGUUAUAUCGGGGCUGAGAUAUUGUCAAUAAGUACAAUAAGUGACAAUUUCAGCUGCUUUUAAAUAGGAGUUAAUUGAAAGAGUUUGCAGAGGUGAAGUCAUGACGACUAGGGCCCCCUCCCUUUGAACAAAAUGCCAUGAAAUCAUUCAUGAAUAAUGCAUAAAUUCAAGCUAAUAAAAUCUUUAUGCAAUGCCAAACAGUCUCUUUUUUGGAGGAACUGAAAUUAGCGUGCAACAUGCAGUAACUGUAACUGGGGGAGUCCCACUGUCAUGCAGACAUAAGCACAAGUGCAAGGUGGAGAAUACUGAGCACUGCAUGCAUGUGCAGUUCCAGAAGGUUCAGAAGAGCCUCAGCAGCAGAACAGUCUGACAGCACAGCCCUGCUGGCACACAGCAGGCAGAGUUAGAGCAGGCAGCAUACAAGUAAAGACAGAAAGGGGCCAUCUGGAAGCAGGAAGUAGCAUGAGCCAGGGAUGAAAUAACAAUGUAAUUAUAAUCAAUCUCUUCCUUUUUCAGCUAAACUGAACAUUCUGGAGAAUUCAGAUGACGUCUAGAAUUAAUUGUGAAAUGCUCAGGCUGUAGUAUGGCCACAAAACGGUAAAUGAUAGUUUUUGCAUUUUAAAUGGAGUCCAAGAAGUGAAAUUUUGGGCCAGAUGGUGCUUGAAUCGCAUUUGCUUUGUCUAAUAGUUGACACAAAUAAGUCAUCUUUAUCUGAGUAUAUUUGUUUUGCAGGUUUAUUUGUAGUUUAUUACAGUGAUUGUUCAAAUUCAUAGUGGAAAGAGGUCAUUACUACUGUUCUAGUAGAGUAAGGCAUCAUGGUAUGACAUGCCCUGUUAUGCUUUCCCCGACUUUGCAUCAAGACAAGUGAAGAUCUGGUCUGGUCUACCACCUGUGUCCUGGUGUUUAUCAUGCUAUUAUCCCCUUGUGUGGGGCUUCCAACUAAAGGUGGAAAAGUCACCCAGUGCCAAGAGAGCCCAGCACACCUUAGUAGGUAAUGCGUUCAACUCUAUCAUUGCUGAGACAGAGGGCUUCACAGACAUUUCAGUCCUUAGCUUAGCUCACAGACUUUAGAGAGAGAAUCUGAACAGAUAAGUAAAUUGUGAGGCUGGCUUUUCUUUUUGUUGCAAAGACUUGCAUUUAGAGCACAAGCUGUGAACGGAUUCAGCAAUUUUUUUUUAUUUUUGUGUUUUGCAUCUGUCUUCCAAAGGACAUCACAUUAAAUUAAGAGCAAAACUUCUUGCAUUUGGCUUGCAGGUGAAGAAUCCAAAUUGCAAACAGCACAGGCUCAGAUAAGCCAAUCCAAUUCAGUGCCGUGAACUCAGCAGUCCAAGAAAAUUUCAUUUACUUGGUGAGUGCAGGUACAGACACCUAACUUCCAUGGAUUCUUGAAAUCAGAGAGGAUGAUAAAGGCUCUGGUAUCCUUCUUCAUCUUGGGAUGCAUUUUGCUGUCCUUCUCAGACUGAUGCGACGUGAAUCCAUUACACAGCUAUUUUUACCUGGCAGGUAGGCUGAAACAAAACUCUUACUUUGAUAAACAAAAGCAGAACAAUUCUUCGUUUGAAAUUCCUGCAGCCAAAGCACUACAGCCAGUGUUGUUCAGCUUUUGUUUACUUCAGUUUUAUAGCUGUACUUCCACAGGCAGCAAUUGCAGCAAAAGAAGGGAUUUUUAAUGCCAAGAGUAUGAAAAUUACCCUACAGGAACGCGCAAUCCCCUUGUUAGGGCUCUUUGCUGCACCUGACUAAGGCCUGCUCCAAAACCACCAUGAAGAUGGGAUUCACCUUAAGUGUGGCCACAUGAGGCAGUUUUCCCUUCACAGAUUCAUUUUGAAAUGCAGGGAAAUAGUAAAAAAGAUUGUAAGCAAGAUAAGAUGACUAUCCUGUAGAAAUAAUUAAGAUGUCCUUUCUAAAAAGGAACUGUGACACAGUUGUUGCUAAACUAUACCUCAUGUAGGUUCCACUGCCAUAGAGACAUAAGCAAAACCAAACCAAACACCAUGUGUUUCUGUAGCCAGAGUUGCAGGUAGUUUAGCAGUAGUUUCAUCCAACAGAAAGCAGGGGAAAAACAAUUACAUAAUCAAAUUGUGCGAGAGGUGGAGGCAAGAGGCUAAACAUCACAUUGUCAUUUUUUUUAAAGGAGAUUUCUGGGAGAAAAUUCACUUCUGCUGUAUCACUUACCUCAGCAGCAUUUGUCUAAGUGGAACAACAGAAAAGAGGAUUGCUGUACACAGAAAGCAAUGAAAUUAUCUGAAUGUAAGAGUAUCCUGAUAGAAGCUGGAAGUACAUAAAGACUUGUAUAGAAUAA